This is a messenger RNA of Daktulosphaira vitifoliae (grape phylloxera), 1244 nucleotides long. RefSeq names its product trypsin-1-like. Bases 128 to 1141 code for a protein of 337 amino acids. Gene Ontology annotation, biological process: proteolysis. The transcript has 7 exons. Gene Ontology annotation, molecular function: serine-type endopeptidase activity. The record is from RefSeq and is a predicted model, not a curated record. NCBI's taxonomy places the organism in Eukaryota, Metazoa, Arthropoda, Insecta, Hemiptera, Phylloxeridae.
AGCAGAGAGCUAGUUGUGAUCAGUGCGGUUUUCGGAACCAAACAAUUAUUCAACUCAAAAAUAAAUUUUUUUUUUCAGUAAAUAUAAUCAUUCUAAAAAUUGUUCAAUAGACACUAAAAAUCAAAGAAUGUGGCAAAUAUUAUGUAUUGUACUCGUAUCACUUUUAGACAUGUCCGUUCAACGUGUGCCGGUUAUGUUGCCAUUAUCUGCUGAAGGUAAGCCUGGUGAAAUGAGUCAACAAUCGUUUUCCGAUUACUUGAGCUGGUGGCAGAAUCUUAUUGGCAUUGGAACUCCUACUGAAGACGUUACACCUGAAGUACCAGUGACUCCUAUUGAUCAGAGCACUUGUCCAGCAUGCACUUGUGGAGCUAUUGGUAAAAAGAAUCGAAUAGUCGGUGGAGUACCAACAUACAAACAUCAAUAUCCUUGGAUGGUUAUGUUAACAUACAAAGGCAAAUUCUACUGUGGAGGAACUUUGAUAAAUCAUAAAUACGUUUUAACUGCUGCCCACUGCGUUCACGGAUUUGAUGGAAAGAAUAUUGGUGCCAGAAUUUUAGAACAUGAUCGUAGUAUUACUGAUGAAGCUCAACACAUCGAUUUUAAAGUGAAAAAGGUAAUAAAACACAAAGGUUACAGUCCAUCCUCUUAUAAUAACGACAUCGCCCUACUUCGUCUUGAUACCGAAGGCAUUGAAUUAGGUCAAACAACUGGAAUCAAUCCAGUGUGUCUUCCUGUUGAAGGAAAAAGCUUUGCUGGUUACGAAGGUAUAAUUUCAGGAUGGGGUGCAAAAAAGCAAGGUGGGUCAUCUUCACAAAUCCUCCAUGAAGUGUACGUACCAAUUAUGAGCAAUGAAGACUGUAGAAAAACAGACUACGACGCAAAAAGAAUAACAAAUAACAUGAUGUGUGCCGGAUACCCGGAAGGAGCAAAAGACUCAUGUCAGGGUGACAGUGGUGGCCCAAUGCAUAUCGCUAACAAUUCAGCAUUACAUGUUGUUGGUGUUGUUUCAUGGGGAGAAGGAUGUGCUCUAGCGAAAAAACCCGGUGUUUAUUCCAGAGUAAACAGAUACUUAAAUUGGAUACACAACAACACACUUGACGCAUGUCCUUGUACAAAUAUUUAUGUACCAUCAGCAGAAUAACACCAUUCAAAAUGAAAGCAAUCAAGAUCUCAAACAAUUUUUAUUUAAUUAUGUAUUUUUUGUACAGCACUCAUUAGAAAAUUGUUAUUUAAUCAUUUUAAUU